Messenger RNA from Bipolaris maydis ATCC 48331, 687 nucleotides. Lineage: Eukaryota; Fungi; Ascomycota; Dothideomycetes; Pleosporales; Pleosporaceae. The record is from RefSeq and is a predicted model, not a curated record.
AUGGAAAUCGAAAAAGGGACGUCCGACCAGUCUUUCCUAUCUGGAUAUCCUUCAUUGGCAGCUUUUAUUGCCAGUGACCGCGAUCAGACAACGACAAUCUUCAAGAGGUCCAACCGUUUAGCCGCGCAGUACUCGCGGAACUGGGCUGAGUUCAAAAGAGCAGCCGACAAUGAUUCUCGCCAUAAGGGACGCAAAGAGCUCGGUGAUGAGAUAGUUCAAACACUCAAGGCAUAUCUUAACCAGUUAGUAUUGCUUCCUAGACUGCCAAAGCGAACACUUGAGGCAUUUUGUUUUAAAUUCUUCAAUUGUGAAAGUGAAAAACCAUCUCCGACUCUAUGUGCACACAUUAGAGAGUUAUUCUAUGACAGAGACGACUUGGUAGUAUUGAAAAUACAAGACCAUGAUCGGCUGACUGCGGUUUUCAGAGUCGAGAAAGAUAGAGACGGAAUUGUGUAUUCUUCGGACCAGCGAACUGCCCGGACUGUGACUGAUAUGUGUGCCUUGAACGCUGCUGCGCUCGUUGUUGGGGCUAUAAAGACAAAGCUGGGUGUUAUUGCCAUCUUUACUGCUUUUUUCGCGGCCAAUUCAGGAAUUCUGACAAAUUCAAGAAGGUCAGAGGUUUUUGCAGCAACUGCUGCGUGUGCUGUAAUGCUAGUAGUCUUCGUCAGCGGGAAUAUUGGUACUUAG